Eutrema salsugineum is the source of this 2203-nucleotide messenger RNA. RefSeq lists its product as uncharacterized. Lineage: Eukaryota; Viridiplantae; Streptophyta; Magnoliopsida; Brassicales; Brassicaceae. Gene Ontology annotation, biological process: regulation of asymmetric cell division. The coding region runs from base 544 to 1920 and encodes 458 amino acids. The record is from RefSeq and is a predicted model, not a curated record. The transcript has 6 exons.
AAACUGAUAAGAUCGUGGUAGCGAGAAAAUAAAAAUUGAAUGAUUCAAAAAAAGUUCUUAUUUUUUCCGGGAAAGUAAAACUCAACUUGGAAUAGAAAAAAUUUCUGAUUUUGCCUCAAUUAUAAAAAAUAAAAUAACCCUUUUAUCGUUUCCAAUUAAUGGUGGCAUUAAAUGUUGUUUUCCAUGGCUGGGAAUUUUUUUUUUCGGGUUUGGUUGGUAAUUAAAUGUUAAACCAAAGGGCAAUAAAGAAGAAAGAGAGAUUGUGUACUCUUUUAGUUAUAUCUCUCUGUGCUCAAAUUUAUUGCAGAGACAGUGAUUUUUAAUUGACCUUUGAACAUCCUUCUUACAUGUUUUGAAGAUUUUAUUUUUUAAAAGCCAAAAAGCAGCUGGCUUUAUCUUCUCAAAGGUUAAAAGUUAAUGGCGGAAGAAGGUUGAGUCUCUGUACCUGGUGAUCAAAUUGGUUUUUUCGACUGGUGCUUGAAGACUUAGCUCUGGUGUAUUGACGAAUCCUUCUCUUUAUGCAAGAUUUAUUCAUUGAAAACGAUGAGAGCAGAUAAUGAUCACGUGGUUGGAAACUCGACAGAGAGUUGCAAAGAUGAGUCUAAGCCUCAUCAAUGCCCUGAAGAGAUUUGGGAAGAUGCAGAGUUAAAGAUCCCGGAAAAUGGGAAGAACAAUAACAAUGUGUGCGAGUUGUUCUAUGAUACAAGAAGCGGUGACGAAUGGGAUAAAGAGAAUGAUGGAAAUACUUUGGAACGCCAUUCUUGUGGAGACUCUAAUGAGGCCGUAAAGAAAAUUCCAGAUAACAGUCAUGAUGUUGCUGCUAAGAGGGAUUCUCUUGAGAAACUUGAUCCGGUGUUUUAUAUGGACAAGAAUGUAACGGCCUGUGACUUGCCUGAGAUUGUAGUUUGUUACAAGGAGAAUACUUAUCAUGUCGUGAAGGAUAUAUGUGUCGAUGAAGGUGUUCCGGUCCAGGAGAAGUUCUUGUUCGGCGAGAAGGAUUCUGUGAAAUGUAGCUCAAACUCAAACAAGUGUGAGUCAGAGGAUUUGAUGGAAGCAGACAAAGCAAGUUCGAAUCUCUUGGAAAGCAAGUCCUUGGAAGACAGAAACAGUAAGCUUGAUGAUUCUGAGCUUUGUAAUGGUACUAAGACAAACCGUGAUGUGGAAGAAUCUUCAAGAGAAGAAUUUGCUGAUGCUGAAGGUUCUAGCAAUUGCAAUCAAGAGCAUUUGACUGUGACAAGAGAAGCCAAGGACUCGCCUACUCACGGGGUAAAUCAUUCUGAAAUUUCUCAUGAAAUUGAAUCUGAUGAGAAUUCGAAGAAGCACGAAGUGGCUACAUCGGAGAAUGUCGUAAGUGAAUGUUGUUUGACUUUGGGAGAUAUUCUAUCAAGGGAAGAUGAACAAAAACACCUCAACAACAACAACAGUAGCAAUAGACGUGAAGAACACUCUCCACCUCUGCUUCAGGAGAUGGAAAAAAGAAGCUUAGAAACCACACCUCUCGAAACAGAGGAGCCAAAACAAGCAGAGGAGAAGCUUUCCUCUGUUUCUACAACAACCUCUCAAGAACCAAACAAAACUUGCAAUGACCCUGAAAGGCCUGAAACCGAGAAUCAACAACAACCAAAGUUGAGAGUGGAAGACUCUUACGAAGACGACAAACUUUUCUCGAGCGGAUUUGGAGAGACGAGUUUCUCUGCAUCAGAGCCAGUUUCAAUUUCAGGUCAUAUAACAUACUCAGGACCAAUUGCAUUCUCUGGAAGCCUCUCCGUUCGUUCUGAUGCAAGCACAACGAGUGGAAGAUCUUUCGCUUUCCCAAUAUUGCAGUCGGAAUGGAACAGUAGUCCUGUAAGAAUGGCAAAAGCUGAUAAGAGAAGACAAAAAGGAUGGAGACACAUUCUUCUCUGCUGUAGAUUCUCUUAGUUAACCAGUCUAAAAGCUGUUCACUUUGAAGCACUGAGGAAGAAGAAGGAUUUAUGAAAUCUACAAUAUUUUUUCUAAAAAAAAGGGUGCUGCUUUUUAUUUUAAUACUGAAGUAAAUAUCUCUUUCUUUCUUUUUUUUGGGUGGUUUAUAGUUUAUGCCAUUGGUGUGUGAUUGGCAUUUUGGUAGUAUUAUUUUUGGUUAACAGUUAGGGCUUUUGAGUUUGGUAACAGAUGCAAAAUGGUCGGGUUAUGUAAACCGAUGAGUUUAUUAUAAGUUCUUUUU